Molecule: messenger RNA, 1602 nt
Organism: Botrytis byssoidea
Lineage: Eukaryota; Fungi; Ascomycota; Leotiomycetes; Helotiales; Sclerotiniaceae
Exons: 3
Coding region: 1-1602 (533 amino acids)
Biological process (GO): mannosyl-inositol phosphorylceramide biosynthetic process
Molecular function (GO): mannosyltransferase activity
Source: RefSeq, a predicted model, not a curated record
AUGAUAUCUCUCCACUACCACCGCAUGCUCCUAUUCUUUUUUCUGCUCUUCCUUUCCCUCAUCCUCCUCUUACAUUUCACAUAUCUUCAUUCACUAAACUUCAAUCUAAGUCUGAACCCCCUAUCCAUAACCAACUCCAACGCCCCAUCUAGAAAACAAAAAUACAUCACCCAAGAAGGCAAACCCAUCAACCAGCAAACCAUCAUCCAGCUACGAGCAAAAAUAAACCAAGGAAAAUAUCCCGCGCUGAAAAAAUUACUCGAAGAUGAUGUUUUGGGAGUAGGUGGACAAAAUGGAGAGAAGUCUGAGAAGGCAAGCGGAGGAGAAAAAAUUAUUCAUCAGCUGUGGCAUAAUCUGGAAGGAGGAUUUGCGAGAAGAGUUGAGAGGCGCGGGAAUGGGAAUGUGGGAGUUCAAAAAGGAGGAGGAAGUUAUGGGGACGGUAAGGGAAAGGGAAAAAUACAUAUCGCGGAAGAUAAAGAGGGAUGGGAAGUAUUUGGAGGAGAUGGAGAAAUUCCUCGUGAGUGGGAAGAGAGGAGAGAGUAUUGUAGGGGAAUUAAUGAACAGAGUGGAUGGAAAUAUAUUCUCUGGACCUCCCGGAAAUCCGUCGCCUUUAUUAAAACUCACUAUCCGCCGUUUCUCAAAACAUAUAUAUCCUAUUCCUCUAAUUCCCAACGCGUCGAAGCGAUGAAAUAUCUUCUGCUUUAUAAAUAUGGUGGUAUUGUAUUGGAUAUGGAUCCGAUUUGUCUGCGUGCUCUGGAUCCAUUUUUGAUGCUUGGGUUGUUUGUUAUAGUUGAGCCUUUAUCUUUAUCUUCCUCUAAAAACAAAAAUGAGGAUAAAGAAGGAGACGAGAAGCUAAAAGGAACAAUCUUAUCACGUAUCAUGGGCGCUCCGAGAAAUCAUGGGUUUGUAGUGGAGUUGAUAGAUGUGUUGAUGGGACAUAGUGCACCGGGGGUUGAAGGAACGCGAGAACGGGAGAGAGAUAGAGAAAUCGGAGGAUUGAUUUUGACGGAGAAAUUGAAGAAGGGGGAGAAAUUGAUGAUGUGUAAGAGAGACAUUUUUGGAGAGGUGUGGGAUGCGUAUCAUAGGCGAAUUGAAGAGGGAGUAUUGAAUGUGGGUGUUAGUUUUGGUGCUAAUACGUCUACAAGUAUGGAUGAUAAGAGGGGGAAUAGUGGCCGAGAAGAAAUGGGAUUGGUGGGUAGUGUGGGAUGGAGAGUUAGUGUGUUGCGAAAGGGAGAGGGUGUUGGGAGGGGAUUCUUCGGUGAGUUGUUGGAUUUUGCAUGUCUUGCUUCCCGUGUGGUAAACAGUCCCCACCCUCCCAACGUCAAACCCCCUUCUCCGUCCAAACCCCAAUCAAAAACCUCACACACCUCUUCCACUCAUUUUCUUCUCCCUCUACUAAUACUCAUCUCUCUUUCCCUCCUCAUAACAAUAAUUUUCUACUCUCAUUACCGCUCUCGCACAUGCAAACAACCGCUUCUCAGUCGCGCUUCAAGUAGAUAUGAGAGAGGAAGGAAAAGGGAGAGAGUCUUGAGAAGUGCGGGAUUGGGUGGAGGAAAUGGUGAAUUUUUGUUUAAUGGGUAUGGAGGGGGUGGGUAUAAGUGA